UUCGGGGACAAGGUCGUGGUGACACAGCCGAGUCACAGGUACACACAGACUCAACCUCGGGGACACAAGUGCGGAGACAGGUGCAUAAUCUGAGACACCACUACACAGGCCAGGGGGGGAGCACACUGAAGUGGGUCAGCCACGCCCCUGCCACGCCCCCGCGCACGCGGGCGGGGGACUGCGGACUGGAAACAUCCAGACCAAUCAGAGCACCCAGCGCCAGCGCACGGGAAGGGGCGUGAUGUCGAUAGGCCCGGCCCCCCAGCUCAUGAAUAUGAGGCCACCAUGGCAUCGGAUGAAGGCAAGCUUUUCGUUGGAGGGCUGAGUUUCGAUACCAACGAGCAGUCGCUGGAGCAGGUCUUCUCUAAAUAUGGCCAGAUCUCUGAAGUGGUGGUGGUGAAGGACAGGGAAACGCAGCGAUCUCGGGGGUUUGGGUUCGUCACCUUCGAAAACAUUGACGAUGCCAAGGACGCCAUGAUGGCUAUGAAUGGGAAGUCAGUGGAUGGGCGACAGAUCCGUGUCGACCAGGCGGGCAAGUCUUCUGACAGCCGAUCCCGUGGGUACCGAGGUGGCUCUGCCGGAGGCCGGGGUUUCUUCCGAGGGGGCCGUGGCCGGGGCCGUGGGUUCUCCAGAGGGGGAGGGGACCGUGGCUAUGGGGGUGGCCGCUUUGAGUCCCGCAGUGGAGGCUAUGGCGGCUCCAGAGACUAUUACAGCAGCCGGAGUCAGGGUGGCAGCUACGGUGACCGGAGCUCGGGAGGGUCCUACAGAGACAGCUACGACAGCUACGCUACACACAACGAGUAACAAUCCUUCCUGCUCAAGACCGUCCUUCCAUGGCUGUAUAUUUAAAGAUUUUGGGAGCUGCGCUGAAUCGUUGAUGUGUAGUGAACACACCUCCUUGUAUUCCCACUUUUGUAGUCAUUUCUGUUCUGAUCUUGUUAACCCUGCCUGACUGCCUCUGACCCCCGAGAUGGCCUCGUUAAUAGACUUUGCUUUUUAAGGAGGCGCUGUCUGUUUCCAAGGGUUUUGAAACCGUUUUGAAAAGUACUUCAGAGUUUACUCAUUUUUUUUUUUUAAACGAUGAACCAUAGCUUUUUAAAAAACAAUUAUUGGGGGUUGUGUGAUUUUUUUUUUUUUUUUUUUCCUUCUGUGGUGCUGGGGAUCCAACCCAGGGCCUUGCACACGUUAGGCCGCCGCUCUGCCCCUGAGCUGUACCCCAGCCCUGUUGUGUGGAUUUUUGGUUUUGGUUGUGUUUUCAUUGUUUCUUUUUGGGGGAUCACCCAUGAAGUUGGGUGUCUUGAUUCAUUUCGCUAAGAUUGAAUGGACUCUGAAUUCGCUCUGCCAGAAGCUAAGCAAGCUGUGGCUUUUUCGGACUCAGUGUGCCGUUUGAGGGUAGCCUGGUAGGACACUGGCCGGGGCGCGGAGAGGCGGCCCCGAGCCAGUGCCCGCCGUGCAGUGCACGCCUGUGGGAGCCGUGCAGAUGCCCCGAGGUUUUCGAAUUUAUUUAUAUUGUCCUUUUUUACUGGAAGACGUAUGCAUCCUCCAUCGAUGUUGUAUUUGCAGUGGCUAAGGAACUCUUGUACUCAGUUUUCUUUGGCUUUACGAAGCCGAUUAAAAGACGUGUGAAACGAA
Molecule: messenger RNA, 1632 nt
Organism: Heterocephalus glaber (naked mole-rat)
Lineage: Eukaryota; Metazoa; Chordata; Mammalia; Rodentia; Bathyergidae
Gene: Cirbp
Product: cold inducible RNA binding protein
Molecular function (GO): RNA binding
Source: RefSeq, a predicted model, not a curated record